Messenger RNA from Zea mays, 1027 nucleotides. RefSeq lists its product as uncharacterized. Lineage: Eukaryota; Viridiplantae; Streptophyta; Magnoliopsida; Poales; Poaceae. The transcript is spliced from 3 exons. The coding region runs from base 77 to 838 and encodes 253 amino acids. The record is from RefSeq and is a predicted model, not a curated record.
CUUCACCUGAGACUGAGAGCGCUGAAUAAUAAGCUCACUCACACACACUCGCCCUGCAAACGAGCGAGCAUCCUCCAUGUCCAGGCCGCUCUCUUCCUUCUGCCUCCACCGGAUCAGGUCCGGCGGCACCGCGUCCACCGCCGCGCCUCCAUCGAUAUGCGCCAACAAGGACGACGGCGGCGGCGGCGGCGGCGGAGAGAGCAGGUCCCUAAAGGAUGGCAAGCAAAAGGACGAGUGGGAGGAGGCUAACGAGAAGGGCAGCGCAGAGGCCGUCGUCGUGGGGAGGAAGGUGAUGGUGGCGGCGGCGGACGGCGGCGGCGAGGAGGCCCGCACGGCGCUGCAGUGGGCGCUGUCGCACGCCGUCCGGCCCUGCGACACGGUGGUCCUGCUCGACGUCGCCAGCGGCAAGAACCGUACAGGGAGAUGGCUCUUCCUUGUUUUUGUUGCGUGGUCGUCUCGAUCAGGACGCGAUCCGAGAGGGAGUCCGCACCUGGAGGCCUUGAGGAGCAUCUGCCAGGCCAAGAGACCAGAGGUGUGCGUGGAACUUUCGCUGGCGGAGGGCGGCAAGGACCGGGGGCCGGCGAUAGUGGAGGCGGCGAGGAAGCAGGGCGUUUCGCUCCUCGUCGUGGGGCAGAAGAAGCGGUCCGUCACGUGGCGGCUGCUGUCCAUGUGGAUCGCCGGCGUCAAGGGCGGGGGCGGGGGCGGCUACACCAGCGCCGCCGACUACUGCGUGCAGCACGCGGCGUGCAUGGCGCUGGCCGUCCGGCGCAAGAGCCGGCGAGGGGGCGGCUACCUCAUCACCACCAGGCGGCAGAGGGAUUUCUGGCUCCUGGCUUGACUAUAGUGGAAUAGCGAACGGAGUGGCUCAGGUUUAUAGGCAUAGUAUUUAUGGGCCGCAAAAAUAAUAAUUAAUGCAGUAGAUUGCUGUGGGCUGUGUUUUGUUGCUGUUUUAGAACUGACAUGAUAUCAUGGAUUGCGUUUUUGCAAUAAAAAUCAAGCAGCAUAACUUGGAGUUGUGUGCCAUCCA